This is a messenger RNA of Lactuca sativa (garden lettuce), 832 nucleotides long. Its product is annotated as protein C2-DOMAIN ABA-RELATED 4. The record is from RefSeq and is a predicted model, not a curated record. NCBI's taxonomy places the organism in Eukaryota, Viridiplantae, Streptophyta, Magnoliopsida, Asterales, Asteraceae.
GCUUAAGUUUGGUAGCCGAGACUUCAGACCAGGAAACCAAUAUAUAUAAACCUCAACUCCGCGUUGAAAUACUCAACCCCUUUGUCUCUCUUUUGUCAAAUACAGAAGUUCAAGCUUGCAUUCGCACCUGGUUUACUGAUUUCAAGCACAUCAUUAUCAUAUGUCGUCGGAUUCCUUGUUGGGUUUGCUCAGAGUUCAUAUCCACAAAGGUGUAAACCUUGCAAUUCGAGAUCUACGUAGCAGCGAUCCUUACGUUAUCAUCCGAAUGGGAAAACAGAAAUUGAAGACUCGAGUGGUGAAGAAAAACCUAAAUCCUGUGUGGGAUGAAGAUUUAACUCUCUCGAUUGUAGAGCCUCUUCCCGUUAAACUCGAAGUAUACGAUAGGGAUCUAUUUUCAGCAGAUGAUAGAAUGGGGGAUGCUGAAUUCGACUUCACUCCAUUCCUGGAAGCUGUAAGGAUGCGUUUGAAUUCUGAUAUCUUAAACAACACGAUCAUCACAACUGUGAAACCAACGAGGACGAAUUGCUUGGCUGAAGAAAGCUACAUAACAUGGACAGAUGGAAGAGUUGUGCAAAACAUGGUUCUUAGAUUACGAAAUGUUGAAUGUGGUGAAAUUGAAAUUAAAUUGAGUUGGAUCGAUGUUCCUGGUGGUGGUAAUAAACGUAUGUAAUUACUAAUUAGCCCUUACUCCAUUGAUAUAUGCUUGUGUAGUUAUUUCAUUCGUUUCCAGAGGUCUAUGUUGUAGUAGUAGAUUCAAACAAUAUCUCUGAUUUUAUGUUAACAAUGGAAUGGUAUUUUAGGGUUUUGAUCGAAGUCAAAACACUUGUUUUUA